GCCGAUGCGUGUCCUAACAUGGUGGCAGGUAUGUGAGAUCUCUUCUGGAGUCUCCUCCUCCUCCACCUCCACCACAGACACACGGACAGUUUCUAUCGUAACGACACGCUCACGCAGUCAGUGGCCACAGUGAGAGAAGCGACGGACCGACCCCAGCCACCUCGCCAUGGAAACACAAACGGAAAAGCAAAGGCUCCCUAACGGCCAGCUGAUUUUGGUGCCUCACAAGGACACCAUCCGUCUGCUGGAGAUUUACGUCAAGCGCAGCCUGAGCGUGAACGAUGGGACGCUGGCGCACAAGAGGGACGAGAGGGCGGAGAAGUGGGUGACCAAGAAGACGAGGCGCCACUCCAGCGACCCGUCCCUUCACCUCCUCGCCGUGGGAUUGGACGACAGCGGCGCCGGCGCGCCGCUCUCCGCGGCCGACCCUCGCCCAAGUCCGCCCGACGUGUCCCCCGAGGAGCCGGAGAGACGGACCAAGAGGCCCAGGAAGAACAAGAAACCCUCGUUUUGGAAGAGCUUACUUGGCUUUUUCUCCCGGAAGAGCGGCGAGGACAAGGACGAGGAGCAGGACGCUCCCGCAGGGGCGGCGUCCAGGGACUCCGCGGCGGCAGUGGUGUCGGACGCCGCCGCCGCCUGCCUGUCCGCUCCUCCGCUCCCCUCACAGAAGAAGUCCACGAGGAGGAAGUCCAUCAGGAGACGGUUCUCAAGUCGCCGGCUGUCCGUGAUAAAACCGAGUAAACCGGGCAAAGAGCUCAUCGGCGAAUUUGAAGCCGUCGUCAGCGUAGAGCCGACGUACUCCUACUACGAGAAGGUGUCGGAGGAGCUGGAAAAGAUUGUGCACGAGGUCAAGGUCAAAGAGGAGGCUCCGGCUCUCUCAGAUGAGGAAGUCAUCGACAGGAUCAUUGCCUUGACAAAGCAGCAGGGUGACGCCAUCGAAGACAAGAUGAAAGAUAACCCCACCCUGAGCAACUUCUUCCAGGGCAUGUCGUACUCUUCCUUCCAGAAGAUGGCCGACGCCUAUCUGGAGAAAGAGAGGUCGCCGACCCGAAGUCCGCCCACCGUCCUGCCGACGGCGCCCGAGCUGGUCAAGCUGGCGUUCACGCUCGACUUCACGGCGAGGAUCGUCGGCCUCUCCAGGCAGAACAUCGGUCACAUCACAGGCCUGGGGAACCGCUACCUACAGGACCGGUUCGAGUACCAACAGGCGUGUACAGACCAUCCAUGGUCCGAAUGCGAUGACUGAGACUCUCGCGCCAUGUGACAGCGCGACCACUCUUCAGCUUUUUUUUCGGUUUUUUUUCCCCUCGCUCCUCAGAUUGUGGUCGGAGGACGUGUGGCAAGCAUCAGUUCCCUUUACGCGCACACGCACAUUUUCUUUUUUUCUUAAGAAAAGAAGAGCGGCCUGAAAAAAAAGACUUUAAAAUGCAGUUGGACGGCUUUUUUUUUUCUUCCUCCGGUGAAGUGUUGACUGACGGCCUUCGCACGCAAGCACGGUCUCAUCGACAACACGCUGCAGUACUUCGGAAUCACCAGGACCUGGAUCACACAAAAAACAAAAGAAAGCGACGCUCUGAAACCCGACAGUGAAUCAGACGCUCUCCCGUACGUUGACUUGUGAUAACAAAAAAUUGAAAAAGCAAUGUGAUCACCUUUGAUGUAAAUAGGCUACAAGGCAACUCAGUGCAAUAUGUUUUUACAUGUCUAGGAUUUACCCAUUAGUAAAAUGUAUAUAAUGGAAGCUCAGCUAAAAUGUGGAAUUAUUGAUGUGUGUCGAUAUGAGUGCUGGCAUUCAUAUCGCAUGCUCCAAUAAAAGAGAUGCUUUAAUGCACUUUUGAA
Messenger RNA from Scophthalmus maximus (turbot), 1839 nucleotides. RefSeq lists its product as uncharacterized. NCBI's taxonomy places the organism in Eukaryota, Metazoa, Chordata, Actinopteri, Pleuronectiformes, Scophthalmidae. The transcript is spliced from 6 exons. Bases 167 to 1246 code for a protein of 359 amino acids. The record is from RefSeq and is a predicted model, not a curated record.